UCGGAAAAUGCAGUUGCGUUAGUAGCGGAACGGUACACAUUUUUGUGUUUACUUAUUAAUAUUAAUAUCUGUUCAUUCUUUUUUUUUUGUUUCUGCUACAUAUUUACAUGGUGCUACUGUGUUAUGUACUCGUGCUAUGCGCUCUUUGCCCAACCAUCCGCGCACCAUGCUGUCCAACAAAGUGGAACCGAGUGUUCAGAAUGUAGACAGUUCACGCUUAUCAUGCGUGUGUUUGCGGGUUAGUUGGUAGCGGCAUCGGACGACUAUGUACAUAUGUAUGUACGUAUAUAUGAAGUGGGCUUAGCUCCCGAAGUUAGGCACGAUGUACAGCGCUGCGCUGAUUUGAGUUAACCCAUCCCAACGAUGACAAGAGUAGCGCGUUUACCUAUGCUCACGGCUGUCAGCCAAGUUUAAUUUGGUGAUUUUGUUUUUUUAGCCGAGUAAUUACUAUAAAUCCGGUUUAUUUUCCGUUCAUUGUGAUAAUUUCCACACACCAUUAUGUAUAAAGUUAAGAAAAAAAAAAUUAAUUUUAAAAAUAAAUAUUUGAGUAUUCCAUGCGACGUUGUCGUCCUACACUUCGGCACUUUUGUGUGCGCUGCGCACUUGAGCGAACGAGUUAAUAAGUGCGCGACCCCCAGCUUGCUGCUGUGAUCGUCCGUGUGUGUCGUGUGAUCUUCCUCCCAAAAAUAGUACAAAAAAUAUAAAGCACUUUUAGUAAAUCGACGGACAGUCUGACUAACUGGCUGAUAAUGUGCGUUGCGUUGCGUUGUGUUGUGGGUUGCGGUAUGCCGCGUUGACGUUCGUGUAUUGACUUGGAGUACCGGGUUGUUUGUUGAUUUUUGAUAAUUUUUUUUUCCGCAUUUUAUAUCUACUAAAUGUAUAUUUACAGUUCUCGCACGCCGGCAACUUUGGUUGUUCCAUGCGACGUUAGCAGCAACGAUUCAACGAAUUAUUGCCUCAGCGAAAGCCGCGACGGCAACAUGUGAUUGUGUAGUGAACAAAAUGCAUAAAAAAAAACAAAUAUAUGCACUCGAAUAUCUAGCACUAAAGUUUACGCCUUGCAAAAUUAACAUUUUUUGCUCAUGCACGCAAAUUCAUAUAAAAUUGCAGUCUUUUAAACUAAACCGCUUAAAGUGAAAGAAUAAAUUUGUGUUUUUGUUGCUUUUGAUUUAAAACAAAAGGCAAAUUGCGAAAUUGAAUUACAACAACGCUUAGAGGAGUAUUUGCUGCGCUGGUAUUUUUCAACGGAUUUAUAAACAAUCAUUAUACGAUAAAGUGACUACAAAAUGAGGCGCAAAAAAGUUGAAUUCCGCAUCAAGGCCUCGCCGAAUAAAGGUGUGAACAACUAUCGUCCCAUCGAGCAGGACGAGGAACUACUUUCGCCAAAUGCCGACGAUUUAGCGUCACGUUUUGAAGACUACGGUACCACACCGCCACGUACUAGAAUGAAGAUUAAAAGUCGCGAUUGGGAGCGCAAAAAGGCACAUGCUGUCGCCUCUGUUGGAUCAUCAAUAGAUCCCAUGCCGAGCACACCCAAGAAAGGCAUGACACGUAUGGCACGUUCCCGUGUACUUCGACGUAACACAAUGGAUUGUGCUCUGCUUAAUGAAAUGUUCGUCAACGAAGAGAACAAGCGCACCAGCAAACGUGCACAAGAUCUGUUGCGUGAUGCAGAACGUGAACUUAAGAAUGCCAUGAUUUCAACAACAGCAGGCAGUUAUAAUUCGCGUGGUUCAAGUUUAUUGGAUAAUUCAUAUCAUCAGGAAUCAUUGGAUAAAUGUACGCCGCUUAAUUCGGAGGUGUGCUUGCGCGGCUCCUCAAAGGUGGUGGAAUCGUGUAAUAGAUAUAUGUGCGUAUCCUCGCGACCUAUAGGCUGUCGUGCAUCGGCUCCAGCAUCGGCAUUUGUACAACAGUUGCGUAGUGAACGCACACCAGGUUUGAAUAUACGCAAAGAGUUUCAUGAGACUUUCGCAAAUCUUAUCAAAUUAGGCAGCGUCGAUCGACAGGAUGCUAAGCUUUCACAUGAAGAGCACACCUGGCAAGCAGAAUUGAAAGAUCUCAUUUGGCUGGAGUUACAAGCAUGGCAGGCUGACCGUACCAUGGAACAGCAGGACAAAUAUUUAUUCACCGCCCGACAGGCAGUGCCUGAAUUGCUCUCACAAAUUAUAAAUUACAAAUUUCAACCGCGCUAUCAACGUGCCAUGAGUGAAUUGAGCAUUGAUAGUGGCAUCAGUACGGAUAGCAAUGCAAGUUCACCACAGCCUGGAAAAUUAUGCACUGGCUGUAUGUCUUUAUACUGCAAAGACUGCAUGGAGCAGCGGGAGAUUGCCAUGAAAGAAGUGGAAGAACUACUGACACGUUUGGAAUCCGCAGAAGCGCUGUAUCCCUCCUCCCAAGUCAUGGGGGCAUUUCAUCCCAUAUACAAAAAUGAAAACUUUGUAGGCCGUAUUAAAGCUAUGUGUUUGUGGUAUAAUAUAACACGUCAGAAUCGUUUAAAGCUGUGUAUCUUUGGCAAAAUAUUGGCGCGGUUGCAAAGUGAAAAGUUUUCUUGGCCUGUACAGACAUCCUAUGUAGGCACUGAUAGCGACACAUCGUCUGGCGUUGACAACGAUGAUUCUGGCGUUAAUUCGGUUGAUUCAACCAAAACCAGUUCUAGUCAAGCUACGCCUCAACGCAAGCUUUCAUCAUUUUUCUCUACGCCGAAGGUACAGUUCAUGUUGAACGAUGUGGCGCAAGUACCUGGUGAAACUUCAAGUAGCAACGAAUCUACCUCAACCGAAGUUAGUCACCUAUCGUUGGAGGCAUCUGGUUCGCAUUUACGUAAAAAUUCCAUGCAGGACAUAAAUAUAUUUAGUGUUGAACCUUUAACAAGCUGUAAUGAUGCUAAUUCAUCAGCGCUAUACAGGAAGUUCAUCGAAAAUGUAUUAAAAUCUCGUGGUUUAGCGAAAGCUUUGUCGUUUUUAAAUAAACUACACAAUGUCGUGCUCUUCAAAGCACACAUUUCGCUGGAGAAGCCCGGCACAGAAGACUAUGACUUCGAAACUGAGCGCAUUGAUGAACACGUGCCUCAUUUGGAGCCCAAAAUUGGCCGCGAACAAAUUGAUGAAUUGCGGCGCUUUGGUUAUUGGAGCGACGAGGCCAAGUCCAUAAACUUGCCUUCAUACAUUCCCUCUUUCGUGUUUCUCAGCGGCAUACCUUUGCAAUUUAUGCACGAGUUUUUACGUAUGCGUCUAGAAACACGCCCCUCGAAACCAAAUCCGCUAAGCUUAGAGCAGCUCAUGAAGGAGUUACGCGAAGGACUGACAUUGGCGCUGACACAUCGCGAACGCUAUCAGCGGCACAUAACGACAGCGCUGGUGGAGAAUGAGGAAGAAUUGGAGCGAUACAUGGGAAUAUUGAAUCAUUUUGAUAAAACAGUGCGAAAAGUAUUUGAGCUAUAUUUAGAUUACAUCGAUCAAUUGGUGCUGCAAUCAUCGCCAGAGUGUAACCAGAAAUCUGCGUUGGAAAAGGAAUGGAUGUUUACCAAACUCAUUAGUCCCAUGAUAAAUGGCAUGCAUACAAUUGCGGCCAAGAAGUUUUGCACCAUAAUACGCAAUUUGUUGCGCAGCAUAUCUGACCGUUUGGUGAGUCGUGCCGCCGAAUUAGAUAUACAAAUCGAUGACACAGCACAGCAUGGCGAAAGUGAUUUGAAGUGGCAACUCUUAACGAUCUGUAGAGAGAUGCAAUCGCUUUUCACUGUGGAACGCGAAUGUUCGGUGAAGGUGCUCUUCUUUGCAAAGAUGUUUUGUCGCGAUGUCGAAACGACUGACUUUCAUCGAGAGCAUUACGAGGAUGAUGUGAUCAAUCAGCAGCAAGAUUUUGUCUGUGCGGAAGUCAAGAAAUCUUUUAAGUUGCUGCAAAAAGAUGUGCUCGAUGUGCGCAACAAGCUUUCCAAAAUAAUCGAGCGUGUGCAGGAGCGAUGUGGUCCGGAAAAUAUGUCCGACUUAGACGAUCAAGAUAGGCAAGCGGUACUUUCGCGCACACGUGAGAUUUUGCAUCAAGGCUAUAAAUUUGGGUUUGAGUAUAAUAAAGACGUAAUUCGGCUCUUCGAGCAACGAAUAAUGGCAAACAAAGAUGAGUCAUGUGAGGUCGACUUGUCCUUAGGUAUUAUAGAUUUUGCGAAAAUGUGGAUGCGUUUCGUGAUGGAGCGUUGCGAGCGUGGUCGUGGUAUGCGUCCACGGUGGGCGUCACAAGGCUUAGAAUUUCUAAUUCUCGCUUGUGACCCGCAGAUAACGCGUCAUCUGGAUGAAUGUCAAUUCGAGGAACUGAAGAAACAAAUGGACUGCUGCAUAUCUCAUGUGAUUGGCAUAACAUCUGAACCGGAAAAGGUUGCGCGCAAAAAAGCUUCACCAAGAACGCGAAAAACAUCAUCGCCGGCCACAAGCCGAUCUCGGACGCCCACACGUACCCCCAUAUCUGUAGGCGCCGGCACCAGCCCGAAUACGCCAUUGAGCUCACCGCAGUACAAUAAAUUCUUACAUCCGCAGUUUAGUUUAAAGGAGGAAGUGUUGCGAAACGCUGCUGAUGGCACGCCAGAAUAUACGGUUGCAGACAGUCAGGAUUUCCCGGACAGCGGAAACAACGCUACUGAGAAGCAAGGUGAUCUACGGCUAAUUGUGCCACAAUCUUCGCCUAUGUCAAAAUCACCCAAUGGCGGCAGUAGCUCUUCGUUAGCACCACGGCAAGUACGUGUGCGGGACGCUGUGAAUCAUUUGGACAUGGAAAUUGAAGAACAUUUACGCGAACGCAACUUAAUAGGCCAGGUCAAGGAACUGAAUACCUGCGAUAAGGUACAGAUACGUGCACGCAGUGUUAAUUUCCAUUGGCAUCGCGGUAUUAAGAUUGGCCAAGGUCGUUUUGGAAAAGUUUAUACCGCUGUCAAUAAUAAUACUGGUGAGUUGAUGGCUAUGAAAGAAAUUGCAAUACAGCCCGGUGAGACACGUGCACUCAAAAAUGUCGCUGAAGAAUUGAAGAUUUUGGAGGGUAUUAAGCAUAAGAAUUUGGUUCGCUACUAUGGUAUUGAAGUACAUAGGGAAGAACUUCUUAUAUUUAUGGAACUCUGCUCGGAGGGUACUUUAGAAGCAUUAGUGGAAUUAUCGGGUGGUCUGCCGGAAGGCUUAUCGCGGCGCUUCACUGUGCAACUACUAUCAGGUGUUGCUGAACUACAUCGGCACGGCAUUGUGCAUCGGGAUAUAAAGACUGCAAAUAUAUUUUUGGUGGAUGGAAGUAAUAGCCUAAAGCUAGGAGAUUUUGGUUCAGCGGUUAAAAUACAGGCGCAUACAACUGUGCCAGGUGAACUUCAAGGUUAUGUGGGUACACAAGCCUACAUGGCGCCGGAGAUAUUCACUAAAACCAAUAGUGAUGGUCAUGGCCGUGCUGCGGACAUAUGGUCUGUGGGUUGUGUGGUGGUUGAAAUGGCAUCGGGACAACGCCCGUGGGCACAAUUCGACUCGAAUUUCCAAAUCAUGUUUAAAGUGGGAAUGGGUGAGAAGCCUGAAGCGCCGGAAAGUCUUUCACAAGAGGGACAUGAUUUCAUAGACAAAUGUUUACAGCACGAUCCAAAAGAUCGUCAGACAGCCCUGGAGUUGCUGGAACACAACUUUUGCAAGUAUGGUCAUGGUGACGAACAGAAUUGCGGCGAUUACACGCAAGCUCAGGUGCGACGUUCAUUUCGUCGUAACAUGAAUUUAAGAUAACGCGUCGCUGAAAGUGCAGCGAAAAGUGUCCUUGUUUGUUAGUGCAUUAAAUGCAUUUGAACAUGAAUUCAAAUAAAUAUAUUGUAUUAUAAACGUAGUAAAAUAUUUUGCUCAUCAAGUUAAAAAUGCUUCCAUGUAUUUUAAAUGUACACAAACGAUGUGUAUACUUAUAUGUAUAUUUAUUUUAGUAUUUAGGUAAAAGUGUUGACAGUGACUUAGAAUCCGCCUUAAAAUUCAUAGAAUUACAUACUUUUGUCUGUAUUUUUGACUAUGUUAAUGUUAAGGACUUGGUAGUAUAAAAUAUGUAAUUGUAUGUGUCUAAAUUGCACAUUAAAUGUGCAGCAUAACCCAAAUAUAAAUAUAUAUAUCUGUAAAAGUUGUAUGAAAAUGCGGCAAACAAACGUUUAAGUUGUUUAU
Rhagoletis zephyria (snowberry fruit fly) is the source of this 6152-nucleotide messenger RNA. RefSeq names its product mitogen-activated protein kinase kinase kinase 4 (gene Mekk1). Lineage: Eukaryota; Metazoa; Arthropoda; Insecta; Diptera; Tephritidae. Gene Ontology annotation, molecular function: ATP binding; protein kinase activity. The record is from RefSeq and is a predicted model, not a curated record. Gene Ontology annotation, biological process: MAPK cascade; protein phosphorylation.